Messenger RNA from Heterocephalus glaber (naked mole-rat), 594 nucleotides. NCBI's taxonomy places the organism in Eukaryota, Metazoa, Chordata, Mammalia, Rodentia, Bathyergidae. The record is from RefSeq and is a predicted model, not a curated record.
GUUGCCAUCUGUAGCCCUUUGCUUUACCAUGUUACCAUGUCUUCUCAAGUGUGUUGCUGGAUGGUCGCUGGGGUGUACAGCAUGGGCUUGGUUGGUGCCACAGCUCACACGGUCUGCCUGCUAAGAGUGGAUUUUUGCAAGGGUGAUGUAAUAAACCAUUACUUCUGUGACCUUUCCCCACUACUGGAACUCUCCUGCUCCAGUACUUUUAUUAAUGAGGUAGUAGGUAUGGGCUUCAGUACUUUUAAUAUUUUUCUCCCAACUCUGACUGUACUCACCUCCUACAUCUUCAUCAUAGCCAGCAUCCUCCGCAUUCCCUCCACUGAGGGCAGGUCCAAAGCCUUCAGUACUUGCAGCUCCCACAUCUCAGCUGUUGCUAUAUUCUUUGGUUCUCUAGCAUUCAUGUACCUGCAGCCUUUAUCGGUCAGCUCCAUGGACCAAGGGAAAGUGUCUUCUGUGUUCUACACCAUUCUUGUUCCCAUGGUGAACCCCCUGAUCUACAGCCUGAGGAAUAAGGAUGUAAAAGUUGCCUUUAAAAAGUCAGAAGAUGAUUCCGAGGUGGUGUACAAGGUACAAGGAGUGAUAGAAAAAUAA